Durio zibethinus is the source of this 2426-nucleotide messenger RNA. RefSeq lists its product as uncharacterized. NCBI's taxonomy places the organism in Eukaryota, Viridiplantae, Streptophyta, Magnoliopsida, Malvales, Malvaceae. The record is from RefSeq and is a predicted model, not a curated record.
UGCCUCUUGCUAAAAGUGAGGCCCCUCCAUGGCUGUAAUCCUUUAAGGCUGUAACCAUCCAUAACCCAUUACAAGCUGUUACAGACUAAAGAACGCUGGCAACAUGGCAUGGCCCCCAAAAAUGGCAGCUAACUUCGUUAGGCGUACCUUUCCCUUUUGCAAUGCAAUAUAUAUGUAAAAUUUGAAGAACAAUUUCGUGCACGAUAACGCCAGGGCCAUUGCCACAACACCCAGAUUCACACGUUUUCUAAUCAAUCCUUUUCUUCUUCUACCAGACGUUCAAUACUCGAGAAUUUCCCUCCAAUCCCACAAUCUCCAUGCUUUUCACUUUAAAUUCCCUGUUUGAGUAUUUUCACUGUGUUUUCUUCGUGACUUCUCAGCAGUUACAGAGGUGGGUCCUGCUCUUUCAGAUCUGAUUUAAGCUUUGUUUUCUGUCAUUUACAAUGUUUGUUUAGCUUCGGGGAUUGAUAUCCCUUCUGGGUAUUGAUUAAAAUGGAAAUUGCUAGCGUCACUUCUCCACGAAUAAGAUUAGAUCAAGGUUCAAAGGAACCCCAUGGAAACAAUUUUGAGCUAGAACUAUCCCAUAAUGUUGGUGACCGUAACCACCAAUUCCAUUCGAUGAAUGCACUAGAGAUCUUAAGAGAAACCAUUAGGAUUUUACGGUACAACUCGUCCGGUUUUAUGAUCAUUGCAGCUUUGUUAAUUUGCCCAGUAUCUGCAGUCCAUAUGUCUAAUUUGUUAGUUGAUCAAUCCAUUGUGAAGAGAUUAACUGUUAGGCUUUUGUUAGUAGCCAAAACCAGUGGACUCCCAUUGAGACCUUUUAUCAAACAGUCAUGCCGACGUUUUGCUGAAACGGCUGUUUCCUCGACAAUGUGCUUCCCUUUGUUCAUCACAUUGUCUUUGUUAUCAAAGGCGGCAGUGGUUUAUUGUGUAGAUUGUACUUAUUCAAGGAAAUCAGCUGAUGUUUCGAAGUUUUUUGUGAUAAUUGGAAAGUUUUGGAGGCAGCUUGUUUCAACAUAUGUGUGGAUGUGUAUGGUAAUUGUUGGUUGUGUAACAACUUUCUUUGUGUUCCUUGUUGCUGCAUGUAGUGUACUUUCUGUUAUUGGUUUUACACCUGAUUUAAUCGUCUACACGGUGAUAAUGAUGGGGCCAGUGUUCGCGGUUGUUUUUGCAAAUGCAAUUGUUGUCUGCAAUAUUGGAAUUGUAAUCUGUGUGUUGGAGGAAGUUUCAGGACAACAGGCAUUGCAUCGAGCUGGUGUCCUAAUCAAGGGGCAGACUCAGGUUGCCCUUUUGAUAUUUCUUGGAACUACAAUUGGGUUGGCAUUUGUGGAAGGGUUGUUUGAGCAUAGAGUAAAGACGUUGAGUUAUGGAGAUGGGUCUUCUAGGAUCUGGGAAGGGCCUCUGUUGGUGAUAAUGUAUUCGUUCGUAGUGCUUGUUGAUUCCAUGAUGAGUACAGUUUUCUAUUUCAGUUGCAGGUCUUAUACCAUGGAAGCCUCAGCUGGUGAAUGUCAAUCAAUGUUGAAAACCAUAGCAGCCUCAGCCGAAUCAUUGGGUGUUCAAUGACAUCAUUGUACACAUUGUUAUGCUAUUGGCUAAUAUUUUUCAUGUUCAUAACAUGAGGAUUUAACUGCCAGUUCCAUUGUUGGAGUAUCAAUGAGUAUCUGUUGUUGUUUUGUCAAAAUUCCGGCAAGAAGGGUCUGCAGCUCAUGAUAUGCUAAAGAUAUUCAUGGCUCACGUUCAUAAAAUUUCUUGUGACAUACCAUCACGGAAUGAAAGAAUAGCUAUACAAUAUUUUGAUUCAAUACAAAUGCAUAUAAAAUAUUCAUCAAUUAUAUAAGAAUGAUUUUGAGCAUUGAGAAAGAAUUGCUGUAGAAAAGUAUGUUUGUUGAUAGUGACAGCUUGAACAUAUGGACUGUUUUUUUUCUAUCAUUCUUUUUGUUGGAGAAGAAUCAUAUGAAUCUGCUUGUUAUUGGAUAAAUGCGUUCUUGAUUACUCCAGAAAAUGGGUUUUUUAACUUGAUUAUUAUGUCUUCGAUGACCUGACUUUUGAAGAUAGGAGGUAGAAUCAUAUUCUAAUGGCUUGGGCAGAGAAUUUUCUGAUCAGAGGCUCCUCGUGAACAAGUUUAAGAUGAAGGGCAUGUAGAUAAUUCCUUUAAAUGACCAUAGUCGAAUCAAGCUUGAAAGUUAGGAUAUAUGAAAGAUGAAACUUUACCCAAUUUGGUCGUCAAAUAGGACCAUCACAUGUGAAUUAAAUGACGUUGUAAGAGAAAGUAUACGAUGGAGUUUGUUUACUUCAUGCCCUUUUGAGUUGCCUAAGCUUAAGCUAUAAUCUGUUUGCUUUUUCGCUUAAUGUGGCUUUUAAGAUCGAGUAAAGCCAUAAGUUUAUGAGAGAAUAAAUUAGCCCCUACCAAAUAAACAAAUAAAUAU